This is a messenger RNA of Phaeoacremonium minimum UCRPA7, 579 nucleotides long. RefSeq lists its product as hypothetical. Bases 1 to 579 code for a protein of 192 amino acids. The record is from RefSeq and is a predicted model, not a curated record. Lineage: Eukaryota; Fungi; Ascomycota; Sordariomycetes; Togniniales; Togniniaceae. The transcript has 2 exons.
AUGAACCACGGGAGCUAUGAUCCUACGCUGCCAGAGAAGCCACCCGUCGCUGGCAGGAUAUGCGGGCUUAGGAAGCAGGUCUUUUGGGCGGUCGUUGCGAUCGGGGUCUUCGCGAUAGUGGCAGCAAUCGCAAUUGGUGUCGGCGUGGGAAUCGCGACCCGGAACAAUGGCGACGAUUCUACACCAGCCAACGCUACUCAGACGGUGCCGGUAAGUGGCACGCCCACAAACGGCCUGCCAGCAGCCACAGCGGCGGCGACGCUCGGACCGGAAGUCGAGAUCAACUGUCCAGACGCCAACCAGACUCUUUACACGCUGCAGGACGACUCGACUCGCAAGUUCUUGAUGCUCUGUGGCCGGGAUUACAGCAGCCAGAACGGCGACGGUGCCGUGGACAUGUUCUCCGAGGACAUCGACACCAUGACCGGAUGCAUCGAGAGAUGCGCAAACCAGAGCGGCUGCGCAGCCGUCGGCUGGGGCGAUUACUACGGCACCAAAACCUGCUGGUUGAAGAGCGAGAUUGGCAAGCCGAACGUCAGCCCACAGUGGUAUGCUGCCGUUGAAGCGGACGAGAUGUGA